UGGUACCUGGAUGUCUCAUAUGUCACCUUACCUAAGACUGUGAGAAAUGACAUCCACAGCUCUCUCUUUAAACAAUACAGCCAAGAAAUUCCUCAAUGACAGAAAAUAGAGUGUCAACAUGAGACACCGGCUCCAUUUUCUCCUCCUCUACUUAGCAGCCAUAGGAUUUGGGUGUCUCAAGAAUUCCGUCUCUGCCCAGUGUGUCACAACUGAUGCCAAUGGAUCUGAGUGUUCAAGUGCAAACAGCCCCAACAAUGGAAAUUACACUAAUGGAAUGUGCAAUACCAGCAUUGCACAACAUGCAUGCUACACUUCGGCAAACUCCACAGUGAACAACUUCAUACAGUGUGCUGGCCUGUCUGUGACCAUGUCUGAAAACAGUUUGGAGCACAUGAGGAAUCUCAAAGGAGUAAUAGAUGCAGCCUUGGAUCUCUAUGCCUUCAUGAGAUCCACCUUCAGUCAAGCCCCCAUCCUGGAGUUGUCUGGAGGGAUCAGUCUGAACACCGAGGCUGAACAGUUCCAUGAUUUGGACUUUGUGAAGUUGUGGUUCCAGGUCAAGCUCAGGCCACUUCUGUCAUCUGUGUCCCGGCAAUUUCUGUCCUGUCUCAGCACCAAAAACUUCAGCUGUGAGACCUAUCAAGCUGUGGUGAAAGAACUAAGCCUCCAUUUUUCAAACAUGGAUCCUGUACGCCAGAGAUGGAUCUACAUGUUUUUCAUGUACCCCUUCCUUGCUGGGAAUGGUGCAGCAGGUAAAGGUUGUAUUUCCCCUGAGGACAACAGUGAAGACUGGCUGAUGAAGAAUUUUGGAUCAUUUUCUGCCAUGGCCAGCUUCAAAGACUUCACAACAUUGAACAUUGUGUUCGAUGGACUGGAAGUCCUGCAUCUCCUCACACCAGAGCAGAAGGCUGAGUUGAUUCUGCACCCUGAAAUUGGUGGACUGGACAAUGGGACAAUCAGCCUGGUCUUUGAGAGCCUGCUCAAACCUCUUCUAGAAAACCAGCACCUGAAUGUGUCACAGGCUGUGUAUGACAUGACCACACCAGCACCCAAUUACUAUACAACCACGAUGGAGCCUAGCCACUACAUGACAACUCAACAACAUAAUGGGUUUCAAAAGGUGUUCAAUGGUUUUUUGAUGUUCUUUAAACCGCUGGGGAAUUUCGUCAAGGAGUUUGUGUCUCUAACUCAGCAGAAAAACCUGACAUCAAUCAAGAGCACCACACUCACCCAGGCUGUGCUGAACUGGACACUGGCAGAACUGGCUGGACACUUCACCCAAAAUAUCACUGUGGGGAAUGAGACCAGGCCCAACCAGACUCCCUCGCUUGAAAACUUUGACAUCACCAACAUAGAUGAUUGGUUCCAACAUGUGGUGGUUCCUGUACUGAAACGCUUCCUGCCUCACAAUCAGACUGAGAUCCCCAAAGACCUCACUGCUGUCUUCUAUCACGUUUUCUCUUUGAAUUCUGACAUGAAUUCUGACAACACUGGCCCUCCAGAUAUCUGUAGCGUUACCAUUGGGGAUCAGUCCUGUUCUAUUCCCAAUGCUGUAGAAAGUCUGGCUCAUGUUUUAAGAUGUGUUGCCCAUACCAAUCUGAGUUUCACAGAGCAAAAUCUGAGGAUGCUAGUCAUUGAGCUCUCCCAAACACUCAGCUCAUUGGUUGAACAAUACUCUGCAUUGAAUUUCAGUACUGUGGAGUCCCACAUCAUGGAUGUGUUUGGACAGCUCCAAACAGACUUCACCACUGAAAACCUUGACGAUGUGGACUUCAUCAGACUCUGGUUCCAAACCAAACUCAAGCCACUCCUACCAACAGUGUCACAAGAGUUUCUCUCUUGUCUCAGCACCAAGAACUUCACCUGUGAGACCUACCAAGUCCUGGUAAUGGAGCUGAAUGAUCACAUCUCAUUGAUGGAUGAAAUAAGGCAGCAAUCAGUAUACAGUCACUUCAUUUAUCCAUUCCUGUCACGACUUAAUACUUCAGAUUCUGGCUGCAUUUCCUCUACAAACAGUAGCACUGACUGGCUGAAGAAGAAUUUUGGAAAAUUUUCCAUCUUUGCACCACUGCAGCAUUUCUAUGAUCUGUACUCAAACUUCUCUGGUGUGGAAGCCCUGGCUGUUCUUUCACCAAGGCAGACAGCUGAGCUGGUUGUGUUGCCCCUCCCUGAACCUUUGGAGAAAGAUGUUAUCAUCAACAAAGUGUUUGACCACUUGUUGGUAUCACCAGAAGAGAGAAACUUCAUGGAAUUCCUGCACUACCUCAUCAUGUUCACAAAAGAGACAAUGAUCAGCUGUGAGUCCUACAAAACCAUAUUCAGGAGACUUUAUGAGGCCCUGCCAACUGUUUCACUGCAUCUAGAAACAGUCAUCCAGGCCAGCAUAGAUGAACUGAUGCAAACAGCCCCAGGAGAUUGCAUGCCUGAGGAAAUUGGGUGUUCAUUCACACCACUCAAUGAUACCAGAAUUUGCACUGGAGUCAACAGCACCGAACUGCAGCAAUACCUGGACACUGGAAAUAUGGUCAACAUGCUUUGCCAUUUCAGCAUUGAACAGUAUGCCUGUUCACCGCUCAUGGGAUUCACAGCAGAAAACUUGGUCACACUGUUGAAAUGCAAACUGCCCAGCAAUGUCACCAGCUCAAAGGGAAUUUGGAAGGCGUUCCUCACUGAAGUCUCUGGAGUCUUGGAUGAAGCUCUCAAUAACUUCUCUAACAUGUCUAUUGGCAUUGACAGUCCAUCAGUUUCCCAUGUUCUGGAUGUUGUGGGAGAAAUCAGAAUCGACAGAUUCAGCAAUGAACAGCUGAGAGAUGUAGAUUUCAUCAACACAUGGUUCCGUGGAUAUCUAAGACCAUUUUUAUCAUCUGCGUCUGGACAGUUUCUGCACUGUCUCAGCAGCAAGAACUUCAGCUGUGAGACCUACCAGCAUGUAGUGAAGGAGUUCAGCUAUCAGUUCCCUUACAUGGAUCAGAUGAGACAGCACAUGGUGUACAAAUACUUCAUCCAUCCGUUCCUGUCCCAGAAUACUUCAGAUCCUGCCUGCAUCUCCACCACAAAUGGGAGUGUGGACUGGCUGCAGAAGAACUUUGGACAAUUUUCAGUCAUUGUGCCCCUCAAUGACCUGCUGGAUCUAAAUCAUGACUUUACUCCUCUGGAAGCCCUGGCUCUUCUUUCACCAAAGCAGACAGCUGAGCUGGUUGUGCUGCCUCUCACUGGACCUCCAGAGAAAAAUCUCAUCAUCAACACGGUGUUUGACCACUUCCUGGAAUCACCAAAGAAGAGAAACUUCAUGGAAUUCCUCCAUUACCUUGUUAUGUUUUCCACACAGACAAUGAUCAGCUGUGAUUCCUACAAAACCAUUUUCGGGAGGCUUUAUCAGGCCCUGCCAUCUGUACCACGUGAUCUAGAACCAGUCAUCUGGGCCAGCAUAGACAGGCUGAUGCAAAAUGCCCCAGGAGAUUGCAUUCCUGAAGAUCUUGGGUGCUUAUUCACACCACUCAAUGAGACAAGAAUAUGUGCUGAUGUCAACAGCACUGAACUACAGCAUUACUUGGACACUGGAGUCAUGACCAACAUGUUGUGCCAUUUCACCAUCGAACAAUAUGCUUGUUCAUCGCUCAUGGAAUUCACAGCAGAAAACCUGAUCACACUGUUGAAAUGCAAACUGCCCAGCAAUAUGAUCUACUCAAAGGGAAUCUGGAAGGUGUUCCUCACUAAAGUCUCUGGAGUCCUGGAUGAAGCUCUCAAUGAUUUGUCCAACAUGUCUCUCAGUAUCAACAGUCCAUCAGUUUCCCAUAUCCUGGACAUACUUGGGGAAAUCAGAAUCGACAGAUUCAGCGAUGAACAGCUGAGAGAUGUAGAUUUCAUCAACACGUGGUUCCACGGAUAUCUAAGGCCAUUUUUACACUCUGCUUCUGGAGACUUUCUGCACUGUCUCAGCAGCAAGAACUUCAGCUGUGAGACCUACCAGCAUGUGGUUAAGGAAUUCAGCUAUCAGUUCCCUCACAUGGAUCAGAUGACACAGCACAUGGUGUACAAAUACUUCAUCCAUCCUUUCUUGUCCCAGAAUGCUUCAGAUCCUGCCUGCAUAUCCAGCACAAACAGCAGUGUGGACUGGCUGCACAAGAACUUUGGACAAUUUUCUGUCAUUGUACCCCUCAGUGACCUGCUGGAUCUAAAUCAUGACUUCACUCCACUGGAGGCCCUGCCUCUUCUUUCACCGAAGCAGACAGCUGAGCUGGUUGUGCUGCCCCUCACUGGACCUCCACAGAAAAAUCUCAUCAUCAACACAGUAUUUAAUCACUUGCUGGAGUCACCAAAGGAGAGAAACCUCAUGGAAUUCCUCCAUUACCUUGUCACAUUUUCAACAGAGACAAUGAUCAGUUGUGACUCUUAUAAAACCAUCUUCAGGAGGCUUUACCUGGCCCUGCCAUCUGUACCACGUGAUCUAGAACCAGUAAUCUGGGCCAGCAUAGACAGGUUGAUGCAAACUGCCCCAGGAGAUUGCAAGCCGGAGGAUAUUGGGUGCCUGUUUACACCAAACAAUGAGACAAGAGUUUGUGCUGAAGUCAACAGCACUGACCUACAGCAUUACCUGGACAAUGGAAACAUGACGGACAUGUUGUGCUAUUUCAGCAUUGAACAAUAUGCUUGUUCAUCGCUCAUGCAGCUCACAGCAGAAAACCUGGUUGCACUUUUUAAAUGCAAACUGCCCAGCAACAUGACCUACUCAAAAGAAACAUGGAAGGUGUUCCUCACUAAAGCCUCUGGAGUCCUGGAUGAAACUCUUAAUAACUUCUCCAAUAUGACAUUUGGUAUUGACAGUCCAUCAGUCUCAGAUGUCCUGGAUGUACUUGGGGAAAUCAGAAUCGACAGAUUCAGCAAUGAGCAGCUGAGAGAUGUAGAUUUCAUUAACACGUGGUUCCACGGAUAUCUAAGGCCAUUUUUAUCAUCUGCAUCUGGACAGUUUCUGCACUGUCUCAGCAGCAAGAACUUCAGCUGUGAGACCUACCAACAAGUGGUGAAGGAGUUCAGCUAUCAAUUCCUUCACAUGGACCAGAUGAGACAGCAGAUGGUGUACAAAUACUUCAUCCAGCCUUUCCUGUCCCAGAAUACCUCAGAUCCUGCCUGCAUCUCCAGCACAAAUGGCAGUAUGGACUGGCUGCACAAGAACUUUGGACAAUUUUCCAUCAUUGUGCCCCUCAGUGACCUGCUAGAUCUAAAUCAUCACUUCGCUUCACUGGAGGCCCUGCCUCUUCUUUCACCGAAGCAGACAGCUGAGCUGGUUGUGCUGCCCCUCCCUGGACUUCCAGAGAAAAAUCUCAUCAUCAACACGGUGUUUGACCACUUGUUGGAAUCACCAAAGGACAGAAACCUCAUGGAAUUCCUCCAUUACCUUGUCAUGUUUUCAACAGAGACGAUGAUCAGCUGUGAUUCCUACAAAACCAUCUUCAGGAGGCUUUACCAGGCCCUGCCAUCUGUACCACGUGAUCUAGAACCAGUCAUCUGGGUCAGCAUAGACAGGCUGAUGCAAACUGCCCCAGGAGACUGUAUACCUGAAGAUAUCGGGUGCUUAUUGACACCACACAAUGAGACCAGAGCUUGUACUGGAAUUAACAGCACUGAACUACAGCAAUACCUGGACACUGGAAAUAUGGCCAACAUGCUGUGCGAUUUCAGCAUUGAACAGUAUGCCUGUUCACAGCUCACACAAUUCACAGCAGAAAACCUCAUCACACUGUUGAAAUGCAAACUGCCCAGCAACAUGACCUACUCAAAAGAAACAUGGAAGGUGUUCCUCACUAAAGUCUCUGGAGUCCUGGAUGAAGCUCUGAAUAACCUCUCAAACAUGACAUUCGGUAUUUACAGUCCAUCAGUUUCCCAUGUCCUGGACAUACUUGGGGAAAUCAGAAUCGACAGAUUCAGCAAUGAACAGCUGAGAGAUGUAGAUUUCAUCAACACAUGGUUCCACGGAUAUCUAAGGCCAUUUUUAUCAUCUGCGUCUGGACAGUUUCUGCACUGUCUCAGCAGGAAGAACUUCAGCUGUGAGACCUACCAACAUGUGAUGAAGGAGUUCAGCUAUCAAUUCCCUCAUAUGGAUCAGAUGAGACAGCACUUGGUGUACAAAUACUUCAUCCAGCCUUUCUUGUCCCAGAAUACGUCAGAUCCUGCCUGCAUCUCCAGCACUAGUGGCAGUAGGGACUGGCUGCACAAGAACUUCGGACAAUUUUCUCUCAUUGUGCCCCUCAAAGAUCUCCUUACAAUCAAUAAAGACUUUGCUCCACUGGAGGCCCUGCCUCUUCUUUCACCGAAGCAGACAGCUGAGCUGGUUGUGCUGCCCCUCCCUGGACUUCUAGAGAAAAAUCUCAUCAUCAACACAGUAUUUGACCGCUUGCUGGAGUCACCAAAGGAGAGAAACCUCAUGGAAUUCCUCCAUUACCUUGUCAUGUUUUCAACAGAGACAAUGAUCAGCUGUGACUCCUAUAAAACGAUCUUCAGGAGGCUUUACCAGGCCCUGCCAUCUGUACCACGUGAUCUAGAACCAGCCAUCUGGGCCAGCAUAGACAGGCUGAUGCAAACUGCCCCAGGAGACUGCAUGCCUGAAAAUACUGGGUGUUCGCAGACUCCACACAAUGAGACCAGGGUUUGUGCUGGAGUCAGUAGUACUGAACUGCAGUAUUACCUGGACACUGGGGAUAUCAACACAAUGCUCUGCGAUUUCAGCAUUGAACAAUACGCAUGUUCAUCGCUCGUGCAGCUCACAGCAGAAAACCUGAUCACACUGUUGAAAUGCAAACUGCCCAGCAACAUGACCUACUCAAAAGAAACAUGGAAGGUGUUCCUCACUAAAGUCUCUGGAGUCCUGGAUGAAGCACUGAAUAACUUUUCCAACAUGACGUUUGGUGUUGACAUUCCAUCAGUUUCUCAAGUCCUGGACGUACUUGGGGAAAUCAGAAUCGACAGAUUCAGCAAUGAACAGCUGAGAGAUGUAGAUUUCAUCAACACGUGGUUCCACGGAUAUCUAAGGCCAUUUUUAUCAUCUGCAUCUGGAGAGUUUCUGCACUGUCUCAGCAGCAAGAACUUCAGCUGUGAGACCUACCAGCACGUGGUGAAGGAGUUCAGUUAUCAACUCCCUGACAUGGACCAGAUGAGACAGGUUUUGGUGUACAAGUACUUCAUCUAUCCUUUCUUGUCCAAGAAUACUUCAGAUCCUGCCUGCGUCUCCAGCAGUAGUGGCAGUACAGACUGGCUGAACAAGAACUUUGGACAAUUUUCUGUCAUUGUGCCCCUCAGUGACCUCCUGACAAUCAAUAAAGACUUCACUCCACUGGAAGCCCUGGCUCUUCUUUCACCAAAGCAGACAGCUGAGCUGGUUGUGCUGCCCCUCACUGGACCUCCACAGAAAAAUCUCAUCAUCAACACAGUAUUUGACUACUUGCUGGAAUCACCAGAGGAGCGAAACCUCAUGGAAUUCCUCCAUUACCUUGUCAUGCUUUCAGCAAAAGCAAAUAUUGGUUGUGGUUCCUACAAAACCAUUUUCAACAGGCUUCAACAGGCAUUGUCAUCAGUGCCUACCACAUUAGUAUUCACCGUCAUAUCCAGCACUGAAUCUCUAAUGCAGAUUGCUCCACCAGAUUGCAUGCCUGUCGUCUUCAGUGGGGAGUGCGAUGUCACACCAGUUAAUGAGACAAAAAUAUGCGCUGGAGUCGACAGCGCUACCCUGCAGAGCAAAAUUCGGGAUGGGUCUAUUGCUGGAAUGAUCUGCAGUUUCAGUAUUGAAGAGUAUGCCUGUUCAUCAGUAAUAGGUUUAACAGCAAAUCAUCUGGUGAUGCUACUGAAAUGUAACCUGCAAAGCAACGUGUCCUUCUCCAAAGAAACAUGGAAGCUGUUUCUCUCCAAAGUGUCUGGAAUCCUAGAUGAAUCACUAGACUUGUACUCUAACAUGACUGCCAGCUCCAGCAACCCAUCUACAUCUCACAUCUUAGAUGUGAUUGGUGAAAUCAGAAUAGACAGCUUCAGCACCGUACAGCUGAGAGACAUCAAUUUCAUCAAGCAGUGGUUCCAGAUCAAGCUCAACCCAUUCUUGCCAUCUGUGUCAAAAGAGUUUCUGUCCUGUCUCAGCACCAAGAACUUCAGCUGUGAGACCUUCCAGGCUGUAGUGGAGAUUCUUGGUCAUCAUUACACAGCAAUGGACAGACAGCACCAGAUAUUGGUCUACACCGAUUUCAUUGACAUCUUCUUGUCCCAAAACAAUACAUCAGAUCCUGGCUGUGUCUCCACUACACAUGGAAGUGCAGAGUGGCUGGGAAGAAAUUUUGGAAAAUUUGCUUCCUUUGCAUCAUUCAUGGAUUUUCAGAGACUGUACCGAAACUUUGCAGUGAUGGAUGCUCUGUCUGUUUUGACCGUGAAUCAGCUAGCAGAGGUUGCUUCUACCCCUGAACAGCUGAAAGUCCCUGAAGAUGUCAAUAAACUAAUGAGCCAUGUACCAGAUACCAAUCUAGCAGGUUUCUUUGAUAUAUUUUCUCCAGCCAUCCAGGGUCAUGAAAGUCAGUUUCCAUAUUUGGUUCGUGGAACAAUGCUCCAGCAGGUCUUUGACAGAGGGAACCUGUCAGAUCCAUCUGUCAGUGAUGCUGUGGUUCUGGUCUGGCUCCAGAAUAGGCUGAGGCCCUUGUUGCCGAACUUGUCAAGGAAUCAUGUAGCACCCUACUUUAACAUUGUGAGACAAAGGCAAUGCACCACAAGUCAACAAGCAGUAGAGCUGCUGAAUUCCAUUCUCCCCACACUACACAGUGACACACAGAGUGACAUCUACAGCAACAUUGUGACAUCAUUAAAAGAACCAGCUCCGCUACGGUGCUAUACAAACGGAAGUUUCUAUGUCUUCUUGAAGAACUCCUUCCUCGGUUUCCAGUUCCCAGACUUAACCACCUUUCUCUCACUGAUGCCACAGAGUCAAAAAUCAGGGCUGAUAAACUCCAUCCCUCCCUCCGACCUUGGUGAUUUCCUCAGACGACCCAAUGUUGUGGACAAUAAUGCAGGGGUCUGCACUAUCUUUAACAACUACAACAAGGCUCCUGACUUUCUGGAGGCUGAGGAUGUCCCUGAUGAUGUGAGAAGACCGAUUUUGCCCUGUGUCUGGCCUUCAGCCCUGAGCACUGACAACGCAGCAGAGGUUGAUCUGUGGUUUGACAAAAGGCUGAAGCUCUACUUGAAGUUCCUCACCAAGGAGCUCAUCAGCUUCACCCAAGUGCAGAAUGCCAAAUGUCUACCCUUCCGGAAAAUGGUCUCUGUUCUUGGAGACAAUUACAGCUAUAACUCAGACUUUGAUCGGAGAGAUGUGUACGACACCAUAAAAAUGUAUCUCAGCACAGGAGCAAAACCCAAAUGUUACAAUGCUGCUGAUCCACAGCUGAACUCCACAGCUUGGUUUGUCAGUUACAUCAGUGUGUUCAUUACCUUCAUUACUCUGGAUGACCUCAACACAUUCGGUUCUGCACAACAGCUUCAAGUCUUCUCCACAAAUCUUGACAACUUACAGCUCUUCAAUCAUUCCAACAUUCCUCAGAAUGUCUCCUCAUUUUACACUGAGCUUGUUUACCUCCAAGAUCCCAACUUCAACCCCUUGCUGCUUCCAUUGCUUUUCCGCUGUGGUGCCCCAGGCUUAGCAUUUACACAGCUGAAUGAGGAUGAGAGCAUGGUUGUUCUACACAACCUGACCCAGUCCUGCAGUGAUCUUGACCCUCAGGUGAGCAUGAAAGGAAAGCAUCGGAUCAACCCACUGGACAAUACUUAA
This is a messenger RNA of Megalops cyprinoides (Indo-Pacific tarpon), 9790 nucleotides long. RefSeq names its product mesothelin b (gene mslnb). Lineage: Eukaryota; Metazoa; Chordata; Actinopteri; Elopiformes; Megalopidae. Bases 119 to 9790 code for a protein of 3223 amino acids. The transcript has 94 exons. The record is from RefSeq and is a predicted model, not a curated record.